Molecule: messenger RNA, 3108 nt
Organism: Cyanidioschyzon merolae strain 10D
Lineage: Eukaryota; Rhodophyta; Bangiophyceae; Cyanidiales; Cyanidiaceae
Exons: 1
Coding region: 1-3108 (1035 amino acids)
Source: RefSeq, a predicted model, not a curated record
AUGUGGUUUGCUCUUGCGCUAUGGGCUCGCCGAAUUGUCGUCUACUAUGUCGCCCUCCGGGUUUAUGUUGACGUUCGAUGGACACGGAGGCGGGCUCGAGCUUUUGGCGAGGACGACGCGCGGUACGCUCUCCUCUGGUCGCGUUGCCAUCGACGAUGUGCUCGCCGUCUACUGCGCAGCAUGUUGCGACUGCGAGGUCUUUGGCUUAAAGCUGGUCAAUACGUCAGCACUCGUGCAGACGUCGUGCCUGUCGAGUACGUGGAAGAGCUCAUGCAACUACAGGACGCCGUGCCUGCAGAGGCGGGAGAUCGCGUGCGGGCUCGACUUGAGCGCGAGCUCGCUAGGGCACCUUUCCAACGUGGUCUUCUCGACGUGUUUGCGAAUAUAGACUUGGAGGAGCCGUUGGGAUGUGCGAGCAUUGCCCAGGUGCACCGUGCUCGGCUGCGCGGUUCGAACGCCCAGGUGGUCGUCAAACUUCGACACCGCGGCGUGAAGCGCGUUGUCGAACAGGAUCUAGAAAACCUGCGCAUCAUUUUCGAUUGGAUUGCAUACUACGAACCAGACUUUGAUUGGCGAGAGCUCGUUCGAGAGUGGUCAUCACGCGUACGCGAAGAGCUCGACUUUCGUCUGGAGGCCACGAACCUGCAGCGCACUCGGAACUCGCUCGCCCAAGCCGGCAUGCUCUACACUGAGGUGCUUAUGCCCCAGGUCUUCCCAGACCUGGUCAGUGAACGACUGCUCGUGAUGGAGUACAUGGAAGGCGUGCGCAUCACGGCGUUCGGACCAGACGGCAUUGCCCGGAACGCUGACGGCAGCGUUCGCCUCCGGUUAGAGCCUGCAAGCCUGGAGCUGGUAAUGCAGCGCAUUAGCCGUGCUUUUGCACACCAGAUGCUUGUGGACGGCGUUUUCAACGGAGAUCCUCACGGUGGGAAUAUUCUGGUCUGUGCAUACCAACCGGGGGUAUAUCUCCCCGUCCUGCUCGACUUCGGACUCGUCAUCCGAAUGGAGGAGCGCAUGCGCCAAGGCCUCGCGCGGAUGAUGCUAGCCGCCUCCGACGGGGACACGUUCCUGCUCAUACGGUCGUUUGCGGAGAUGGGUAUUCGUUUCCCUGGCAUCGAAAGUUCGAAAGAUGUACCCAAAGGGUCAACGCAACACGAUUCUACGGCGGUAACGUUGGACGGCGAUCCCGGUCGGAGCAUGGAGGUUGUGCAGUUUCUUUUUCGAAGCACAGCGCCCAUUGAAGAGGCCAAGCGCGAGCAGGAAGCGUUUUACAGAAAGCGCUCUCAGCCACGCGAUGCGUCCCUGCCGGGUCGGAACGAUCCCGAGGCUGCCCCCAAAAAAGCGGUUGCAUCAAAACCAAAAGAUUUUCCCAGCACUACCAUCCCCGGAUCGAUUAUGUUCAUGAUGCGCGUCGUGGGACUCUUACGGGGUCUAGCUUCCACGCUAGGCGUGCGGCACGCCUUUCUUCCAGUCUUUCGGGAAUAUGCGCUGCGGUCGCUGCCUCCAGCGCCGGAUACGUGGAUUUCUCGGUCACCAGCACGGUCCCUGUCGGACAAGGUGCUCGCAUUGUGUCAUUCGCUCAAGGAUCGCGUCGUGGGCAUACAAGUGGCGGUCUAUCAUAAACACCGCUUACUCGUGGACGUCGCCUACGGCCGAGUCGACCCAUACUCCUGGAACCGGGACGGUAGCAAUAUCGUAACACCAAAAACGCUAUUUUCUUCGUUUUCAACCACCAAGGGAAUCACCGCAAUGCUGGUUGCGCGUGCGCUGCACCGAGUUCAAACUGCAGCAGCGUCAACAUCAACAGCAAGAGCAGAGUCUUACGACGAAGGCUCGCUUGCGCGCUGGCGGCAGGGUUAUCACACACCGGUGCAUACGAUCUGGCCAGAGUUUGGCACGAGUACCUGGAAACGCGCCUGUACCAUCGGGCACAUCAUGAGUCAUCGGUCGGGGCUGCAACACGCGUUACCUGCCUCUUUCAGUAUGUGCAACGCCUUGAACUGGGACCUAAUGGUCUCUGAGAUCGCCCAGGUAGAACCUGUUUUCGAGCCCGGCACUCGGGUUGCCUACCAGUAUCUCUCGUUCAGCUGGCUUGCUGGCGGUAUCCUCGAGCGUUGUCCGACCUUGGAUGCGCAGCGUCCGUACGCUCGGGUAGCGGAGCAUUUGGCGCAACUGAAAGAGGCUUUUGGAAUCGAACCCGAUGAAGCAUAUAUCGGACUUGAGAUACAGCAGGUCGGUGGCAGCGACGACGGUACAUUCGAUAAGCACGGCGCUGUAGUUUGUGAUACUCAGGGCAUACCGAAUGGCAUCAAGGAGCACAUGUCGGGGAAUCCGCCGGUAUCACGCGACCGCCUCGCAGUCUUGAACAAGUUUGGUGCCGGUCUCACCAGUGACGCGCUCCUUGGUGGUGAUGGUGCUGCGACUGCGCAGGCGGAAGCCGCGGCACCAGCGGGUGAGCGCGCUUUUCCCGCUCCUGUGGAUGCUGUUGCAACUUCUACGGAUCCAGCCGGUUUGGAAACGGGCGAGCGACCCGCCUCGAGCACAGUCGAACGAGCCCAUCAAUCUACCUUGUCCGUGGUGAGCGCAGCGAGUUCGGAUCUGCUCAAUAGCGGUCUGGAUGCCAUUGGGACGCUCAUGGAAGCCAACGAUAAUCCCCUGGAAAAACAACAACUUAGCCAGUUGCGAGAGCGAAUCCAGCGAGAGAAGUUGUUCUGGGUACUCGAUCCCUGCUUCUUCAAUCAUUUGUUGGUACGCAAAGCUUGUCUUCCUGCAGCGAAUGGUCACUUCACAGCUCGGGCUUUAGCGCGCUUCUACGAUAAGGCAAUGCAACAGCCGUGGUGGCGAAUGGCAACCGAGGCCGUUCCCGACAGUGACUGGACUCUGGGCGGAUUGCUUCGCUUUGCGGACGGUCUUAUUAUAGGCCAUGGUGGUAUUGGGGGCUCCUUUGCGCUGGCGAUCCCAAAGGCCCAGCUCACCAUUGCUAUCACUGUCAACCGUCUGGAGCUCAGUCGGAAUGGUCCAUCUGUGGCCGAACAUGUUCUGGAGUUGGUUGCUAAGGAUCUUCACAUCAAGCGCUUUGCUCCAAAGAGACUUUUUCGGAGGCGCUGA